AUGGGUCUCAACAAUCCUGUACCCAGGAGUCUUAAAAGCGAGACAAAAAAAGCUGCCAAAGUUUUGGUGAGUUUCAUUAAACCCAACCAGGUGCUGGGGACUGACCAAAUUAUUCCACCUCAUGUACUCAAGAAGGCUAAGGGUCUUGCCAUCAUCACUGUGAUAAAAGCUGGGUUCCUUUUUUCAGGUAGAGCAGGUUCAGGUGUUAUCGUGGCUAGGUUACCUGACGGAACAUGGUCAGCGCCAUCUGGUAUCGGAAUGGCAGGUGCCGGUGCUGGUGGUUUAAUCGGAGCUGAAUUAACGGAUUUUGUCUUUAUUCUAAACAAUCAACAAGCUGUCGAUUCGUUUUCGAGAGCUGGUACUUUAACACUUGGUGGUAAUAUUUCUGUCGCAGCUGGUCCUCUCGGUAGAAAUGCUGAAGCGGAUGCAGCUGCUUCCGCAGGUGGUGUUGCCACAGUUUUCACUUACUCAAAGACUAAAGGUCUAUUUGCAGGUAUUUCCGUCGAAGGUUCUGCUAUUGUAGAGAGAAAAGAUGCCAAUAGAAAGUUCUAUGGUGCUAGUGUUUCCGCUAAACAAAUUUUAAGUGGUAGAGUGAGGCCACCACCAGCAGCAGAUCCAUUGUUCAGAGUUUUAGAAUCAAGGGCAUUCAAUUUUAGAGUUCCAGAUGAAUCGUACGCUGAUAGUUUCUAUGACGACAUUCCAGAAUCGUUUGAUUCUUCCGACGCCGACACUAUGGGACCUGGCGGCAGAUCUAAUGGACGUCGUGGUUAUGGCCGUUACGAUGAUGACUUUUACAGUUCUGAUGAUGACUUUGGUGGUAGUAGUGGCCGUUAUGGCAGAGGUCCUCCACCAGAUAGAUUCGACAGGAGAGGUGAUCCACCAGACAGAUUUGAUCGAUACGGCGGUGGGAGCCGCGGUCGUCGUAGCAGUUAUGAUGAUCCAAAUGGUGUUAAUGAGUACUAUAGAUCUCAAAUGCGGGGUCGCCCUAGAGGUGGUAGUUCACGUUGGGAUGACGCUCCUUCUGAGAAGGAUCGUUUCGAUAAGGGAAGUGAUCGCUACGAUCGUUAUGGCGAUAAAUAUGAUCGUUACGACAGGGAUGUUGAUGAUUUAUCCAAUAGAUUUUCAAGAUCAAGGAUUUCAUCUGGUGGACCGGCUUCAAGCGGUCGCGCACCAAGAAAUGAAAAAGCAGAAUUCGGUGCUGCAUCUCCAUCAGCAGGGGAUACUUUCUCCAAUACUCCAAAAGCUGUUGCAUUAUAUACUUUUAGUGGUGAAGAAUACGGGGAUCUGCCAUUUAGAAAAGGUGAUGUGAUCACCAUUUUGAAAAAAUCCGACUCUCAAGAUGAUUGGUGGACAGGUAGAGUUGGUGGUAGAGAGGGUAUUUUCCCAGCAAAUUACGUGGAAUUGGUGUAA
Messenger RNA from Zygosaccharomyces rouxii, 1410 nucleotides. Its product is annotated as SYLF and SH3 domain-containing protein. Lineage: Eukaryota; Fungi; Ascomycota; Saccharomycetes; Saccharomycetales; Saccharomycetaceae. The record is from RefSeq and is a predicted model, not a curated record. The transcript is spliced from 2 exons. Gene Ontology annotation, biological process: actin filament bundle assembly; actin cortical patch localization. Gene Ontology annotation, molecular function: phosphatidylinositol binding; actin filament binding. Gene Ontology annotation, cellular component: actin cortical patch. Bases 1 to 1410 code for a protein of 469 amino acids.